Rhineura floridana is the source of this 1739-nucleotide messenger RNA. RefSeq names its product NFU1 iron-sulfur cluster scaffold (gene NFU1). Gene Ontology annotation, biological process: iron-sulfur cluster assembly. Gene Ontology annotation, molecular function: iron ion binding; iron-sulfur cluster binding. NCBI's taxonomy places the organism in Eukaryota, Metazoa, Chordata, Lepidosauria, Squamata, Rhineuridae. The transcript has 8 exons. The coding region runs from base 533 to 1141 and encodes 202 amino acids. Gene Ontology annotation, cellular component: mitochondrion. The record is from RefSeq and is a predicted model, not a curated record.
GGCGCCCCCGUUCCUCCUUCCCCCCCUGCGACGCCCCCUCCGCAGCUUGCAGAAAGAAAGGGGCGGGGGAAGGGUGUCUUUUAGCGGGGCAGCCUAGCCUACCUCACAGGGCUGUUGUGACAGAUAAAGGGAAGCGAUUAUUUAUGCCGCCUUGAGCUCCUCGGAGGAAAGAUGCCAGAAAUAAUAUAAAUGCCAGAAAUAAUAUUUGCAGUUCUGGAAGCUGCUGGCCAGACGGACUGCAAAGGAAAUGGGAUCGGCCCGACUCGCGAGAGCCAGCAUGCCCAGUGGGCGGAUUAGGGCCGAGAAGUCCUGGAUUCCAGCCUCUGGUCGCAGCAAUCUUGGGGUGACCUUGGGCGAGCCCGUUCCUUUCAGCCGUACCUACCUUGCAGGGUUGUUGUGAGGAGAAACGUCCAGCGCUUUUAACGAAGCACGUUUCUGUCGCUUGGGGUUCAAAGACGUUAAGAUAGCAGCUCAACAGCCCCUACCAUGUGCUGUCCAACGGAAGGUGCUCCUUCCCCCUGCCAUACUGCAGAUGACAGUAAGGUCUAUGUUUGUUCAGACGCAGGACACUCCAAAUCCAAACAGCUUGAAAUUCAUCCCAGGAAAACCAGUGCUGGAAUCUAGAACUAUAGAAUUCACUUCUCCAGCUUCCACAUAUUGCUCACCCUUGGCAAGACAGCUUUUCAGGAUUGAAGGAGUUAAAAGUGUCUUCUUUGGAACAGACUUUAUCACAGUUACAAAGGAAAGUGAAGAUGUGGAUUGGAACAUAAUGAAACCAGAUAUUUAUGCGACUAUUAUGGAUUUCUAUGCUUCCGGCCUACCUGUCAUUACUGAAGAGGCACCUCGUACAGACACAGCUCCAUCUGAAGAAGAUGAUGAAGUUAUAUUAAUGAUAAAAGAGCUCCUGGAUACUAGAAUAAGGCCAACGGUCCAGGAAGAUGGUGGCGAUGUCAUAUUUAAGGGCUUUGAAGAUGGGAUUGUACAGUUAAAACUGCAAGGCUCAUGCACAAGCUGUCCCAGUUCUAUAAUAACUCUGAAGAGUGGGAUACAAAAUAUGCUGCAGUUCUAUAUUCCAGAAGUAGAAGGUGUGGAACAGGUUGUUGAUGAUAAUGAAGAAGAAGAAAAAGCAAACUUGACCUGAAUCAAGGGCUUUGGACUCUAAGUGAAGAUUAUUUUUCAAGCUGAUUUGUCUAAAUUAGCUACUCACUAUAGAAACAGCUCCAGAAGUCGUCACCCUUUUCUGAACACUGGACUGUAUCCAUCACUGCUUCAUGACUCUAAGGAAACAUGGGAAAGCUAUAGAAAGAGUACUUGUCCUGCUGUUUUCAAAUGCAAAAAGAAGAAAAUGUAUACAUUUUGUUUGGGGAGAAUGUGAUAUUUACAAAAUAUUUUCCCUCUCUGCUGGAUUUAGGUAGCGUCUGUGGUGAUCUUCCUCCAGCCCAUGAAUAAUUAUAUCAAUAUAAAUUAUUGCUUUAUUAUUUUGAGGCUUUCCUGUUGCACAAGCCAUGAACUAAUCAUAUUCAAUUUUUAUCAUUCUUUGUUUUGUUGUGUUAUUAACGUUGCAUAUAUAUCUUGCCCCUACCAAAUGCAAAAUAUUGUAGUGAAUGGAAUCCCCUUUUGUUCUUGGAAUAACCAGCUUUGAUAUUUUAAUUGUGCUCUGAUCAAGACCUUAUGCCUCGCUGAACAACUUACAGUUUUUUAAAACUACUGUUCAUCCAAUAAAACAACAUUGGCAUCUU